AUGCGGUCUACAAUGCAUUUGAAUUCAUCAUCAGCAUACAGAUUUAGUUCAGGCAAUGAUCCAACCCACAACCCAAUGAUUCGACCCGCAACCCAAAGUAAUCUUAUUUUUUGGGAAAUUGUUGUAGCAUUUUCAAUUAUUAUUGCUUCUGCCACAUUACAGGCUUUCCAUUUUUUAAAUAAUCAGUGGCUUGUACAAUAUGAUGAAAAGUUCGAGUAUCAGAGAGGUUUAGGUGACGACUGUGUGAAAUCCGACUUAUUCGAAAAUGGCAUCAAAUGCAGUAAAUGGUCUUCAUCGUCGAACAGUUUUUUAAUGAACGGUUUCAAUAUUAAAGCCGAAAAUGUUCAAAAGCCAUCUCUUGGCCUAAUAAUUGUUCAUUUUAUCGUGAUGAUUACUACAUUGCUCUAUAUUGGAGUCAUUUUUUGUCUUUUUAUUGUUUGUGUUCGAAAGGAUCUCAGAACAAAAUAUGUUCUUUGUAUUUCUUCAUUAGUUCUCGGUAAAGGAUUUUUGUUUUCUUUUCUUCUUUUAUUGGCUUCCACGAUUUUUAACUUAAGCGCUCCUAAAAGCGACGUUCUGCGAGAUAAUCACAUGGGAAUAGAAAUAGGUCUUGACAACUUUUUUUCGCAAAAUUUUUUAAUGAAAUUUGAAUUAAUAAAUUAA
Molecule: messenger RNA, 660 nt
Organism: Dracunculus medinensis (Guinea worm)
Lineage: Eukaryota; Metazoa; Nematoda; Chromadorea; Rhabditida; Dracunculidae
Source: the annotation of a GenBank genome assembly